UAUUUUCUUCUUUGAAGAGGGUGGGAGGCUUUUUUUGUGAGUUGUACAUAGAUUUAAGCAGCCAAAUAGGGGUGAAAACAUUGAUCUGCUCCAAGCGCGACUGUUUUGGUAGAUCGGCAUCGGAUGGAGAAGAAAAGCGGCGCGGCGUUCUUGAGCUCCGCCGUAACGAUGCCUGGUAUCUUCUUUUUCUUACUCUUUGGCCUCCAAUUCAUCUCUAAGAUGCCUGGAGCGGGAGCCGUUUGGAUAACCUUGCCGGCGAGCGGUACGAAGUGUGUUUCGGAGGAGAUCCAGCCGAACGUCGUCGUUCUGGCCGAUUACUCUGUGGCUCCAGAGGACUCUGGCCAUGCUCAAGCCACCAUCUCGGCCAAGGUGACUUCUCCUUAUGGAAACUCGCUUCAUCAUCAGCAGAAGACCACAAGUGGCCAGUUUGCAUUCACAACAUCCGAAGCUGGCAACUACCUCGCAUGUUUUUGGAUUGACAGCAGCGAUAAAGGCGUGGGUGCUAAUGUUAUCCUCGAUUGGAAGAUCGGUAUUGCAGCAAAGGAUUGGGAUUCCGUCGCUAAGAUAGAGAAGAUCGAGGGGGUUGAGCUUGAGCUCAGGAAACUGGAAGCGCAGGUUCAGGCAAUCCAUCAGAAUUUACUCUACCUCAAGUCCAGGGAGGCGGAUAUGAGGGAAGUGAGCGAGACGACAAACUCGAGAGUUGCAUGGUUCAGCAUCAUGUCGCUUGGUGUCUGUAUUGUGGUAUCUGUCUUGCAGUUGUGGCAUCUCAAGAGGUUCUUCCAGAAGAAGAAGCUGAUUUAGACUUGACCUUAAAGCAUGUAGGAUGAGCAAAAGUUACGAAAAAAAAUGGUUUUUCCUUUUUUUUUUGUUCGGAGGAAUUAUUCAGAUUUUACUCUACUUUUUCAAGCAAUUUUUUUAGUUUUUUUUUUUUUUAUUAUUGGUUCUGGAUUGAGGAUGCUGAACAU
This is a messenger RNA of Phalaenopsis equestris, 965 nucleotides long. RefSeq names its product transmembrane emp24 domain-containing protein p24delta5-like. Lineage: Eukaryota; Viridiplantae; Streptophyta; Magnoliopsida; Asparagales; Orchidaceae. Gene Ontology annotation, biological process: endoplasmic reticulum to Golgi vesicle-mediated transport; Golgi organization; intracellular protein transport. Bases 124 to 801 code for a protein of 225 amino acids. The record is from RefSeq and is a predicted model, not a curated record. The transcript is spliced from 4 exons. Gene Ontology annotation, cellular component: COPII-coated ER to Golgi transport vesicle; Golgi apparatus; endoplasmic reticulum-Golgi intermediate compartment.